Neocloeon triangulifer is the source of this 1145-nucleotide messenger RNA. RefSeq names its product protein-lysine N-methyltransferase EEF2KMT. Gene Ontology annotation, molecular function: S-adenosylmethionine-dependent methyltransferase activity. The transcript has 6 exons. Lineage: Eukaryota; Metazoa; Arthropoda; Insecta; Ephemeroptera; Baetidae. Bases 111 to 1130 code for a protein of 339 amino acids. The record is from RefSeq and is a predicted model, not a curated record.
CCUGUGUCUGGGGCGCCUCAUCAGCUGCCCGUGAACAAAACAUUGACACGCUGGUUUUGAUCAUAGUUUUAAUUACUCUGCUUUUUAUCUUUUCGGCGUGUUUCUUGACAAUGAACAAUGACGACGAGCAGGAUUUUUUUCUGCUGCAAGCGCAGACCCAUUUUCUUUCUUCGCAAUCGAUGACCAAAUUUGAUAAACUGGAAGAAUUAAAACAAAUUUUACGAGUUGGAGGCGAGGAAAUGCAAAUGAAAUUUAUUGCGAUGACAUUCGAACUGGACGAUGUGAAGAAAUAUCCUGUAAAAAUUGCAUUUCAGAAGUCGUUUAUUAAAAAUUUGAUGGACGACCUGGAAAAUUCACACUGUGAAAUGACGGAGAGAUUUUUUGAGUUGUACUGCGCUUUACUGGAGAAAGAAAAGAGCAAAGAAAAAAGAGCUCAGUACCAUCACUUCAAAAUUUGUAAUGAGGAAAUAAAGGAAAUCAAAAAAAUAAUAAUUAAAUGUGAUGAAAAUUUUCUUAGCGGAGGGACGACCGGGCUCAGUCUGUGGCAAGCUGGAUUUUCCUUAGCGGAAUGGGCCUUGGAAAAUAAGCAAAGACUCUACGGAAAAAACGUCCUGGAACUUGGGUCUGGCAGUGGAUUUACGGGACUUGUAAUUGCCGCCGAAUGCAAAGCUCAAAGUGUCACCCUGACUGACGGACAUGGCAAAGUUCUACAGCAGCUUGUGGAAAAUAUAAAACUAAAUUGUGGAGAAACCAAAGAAGAUGGUCUUUACCACUCGGAGUUGCUAAGAGCAAAAUUUGGGACCACAAAUUUAUCGGUUGUCAAUUUCCUCUGGGAAAAUCCAAGCUACGCUGAAAUCGAAACACCAGAUUUAAUUUUAGCUGCAGAUGUUGUAUAUGACCCUAGUGUGUUAAAGCACUUGAGCAAGACGUUGCUUUUGCUGCUGUCAAAAAAGGAAGGUUCCGAAGCCAUACUAGUGUGUACUUUGAGAAAUGAGUCAACUUUGGAAGGACUUUUUAAUGUGCUAGGUAAUCAAGUCUCAAUAUCAAUAGAGAAACCAGCGGUGAACAAAUAUUUUGCUUAUGAGGCUCAAUUUCCAAUUUUAAUAUACAAGCUAACUUUAAAUAAAUAAAAGAGCAAUUUUUCU